This is a messenger RNA of Oncorhynchus kisutch (coho salmon), 3297 nucleotides long. Its product is annotated as solute carrier family 25 member 39-like. Gene Ontology annotation, molecular function: RNA-DNA hybrid ribonuclease activity; nucleic acid binding. Bases 729 to 2090 code for a protein of 453 amino acids. NCBI's taxonomy places the organism in Eukaryota, Metazoa, Chordata, Actinopteri, Salmoniformes, Salmonidae. The transcript is spliced from 12 exons. Gene Ontology annotation, cellular component: mitochondrion. The record is from RefSeq and is a predicted model, not a curated record. Gene Ontology annotation, biological process: mitochondrial transmembrane transport.
GUUCACAGGACAAAUACAAAUUCUGUCAUUGGGACAAACGAAUAAUAACAGAUAGGAAGGAGGACAAACAAGCGAGGGCAAGGACUCAGAUAAUGUAGUGUGGCGUUUAGGACCUCAUCAGUGGCUGUGCUACAGGUGUAGAUGGGGGAUAUGACAUUGUAGAUUAGGAGACAGCAGUUGGCAAUGAAUUAUUGGGUCAACCUACAGGGACAUGGGGUGUCGCAUCCUGCAAAGGGAUUUUACAGGCAUGCUGGGAACAUGAGCGAAGACAGAACACAAGCUUUAGGUGGGUAAUAGCCAGGCGAAGGAGAUGGGACUGUAAUGAAGGGAGUUCAGUCUGAGGGUAGCUAUUCCUGUAAAUCCACAAUGGCUACUCCGGCCUUCAGUAGUUGAUCUAGAAGUGCUGGAGAGACUACAGAAAGAUAGGGAGGGUGUUGAUCCAUCUGAUUUGUUUAAGAGAUGUCUGGAUACUGUGUAUCAGGAUUAUAUGGCCGUUUACACAGAUGGUUCAGGGCGUACUGGGUCAGCCUUUGCGGUGCAGGAAUGUGGGGUGGCAGUCAAGAAACAUAUUACAGAUUAACUGGCUGUAUAUAAGGCAGAGUUGAUAGCCAUACUGUUGGCCUUGCAGUGGGUGGAGGAAGUCAAGCCAGACAUAGUAGUUAUUUGCUCUGAUUCAUGUGCAGUGUUGAUGAGUCUCCAGUCCUUUAGGUCACGUAGCAGACAAGGCCAUGUAUAAUGAGGGUCUACAAACCCAUGGCAAGAUUAGACAGAUGGGUAUACAGAUAAGAUUUACUUGGGUCCCAGCCCAUGUGGGGGUGGAGGGGAACGAGGCAGUUGAUGUACUGGCUAAGCAAGCACUUGGUAGUGGGGAUGUUGUAGUUUCAAUGAGCAAGUCAGAGGCAACACGCCUGAUAUGGACAGUGAUGGUGCAGAUAUGGCAGGAACAGUGGACUAGAGAUACGAAAGGCAGGCAUUUAUUUCAAGUACAGAGGCAAGUCGGGGAGGUGGUCAGGAUGGGGGAAGGGCCUGUUGUUACCCCCUCAGCUGGGAUCACUCCAGUGCAGCAGAUGCUGGCCUCUGGCACUGGGGCGCUGCUCACAUCACUGUUCGUCACACCACUGGACGUGGUGAAGAUAAGGCUGCAGGCCCAGCAAACACCAUUCUAUCAAGCUUUAGCUGCUGACUCUGCUUCAUGGAGUGGUGUAAUCCGCCCCUCCAAAUGGAAGUGCUUCCUGUAUUGUAAUGGCCUGAUGGAUCACAUCUAUGUGUGUCAGUAUGGGGCCAGCUGCACCAGCUGGUACAAAACACCAACCCACUUCAGUGGCACCCUGGAUGCUUUUGUGAAGAUCACGCGCAACGAGGGGGUCAGGUCUCUGUGGAGCGGGCUGCCUCCCACACUGGUGAUGGCGGUGCCUGCCACGGUCAUCUACUUCACCUGCUAUGACCAGCUCAGAGACUUACUGCGCUACGGCAUGGGGUUCCAAGGCAACUACAUCCCCCUGGUGGCUGGGGGUCUCGCUAGACUGGGAGCAGUGAGUGUGAUCAGCCCAUUAGAGCUGGUGCGUACCAAGAUGCAGUCCCGGAAGCUGACCUACAGCGAGCUGAGGGUGUGUAUCCGCUCUAGUGUUGCCCAGGAUGGCUGGCUGUCCCUGUGGAGGGGUUGGGGAUCCACCGUCCUACGAGACGUCCCCUUCUCAGCCCUGUACUGGUUCAACUAUGAGCUGGUGAAGGCCCAGCUGUGUGAUCAGUACAAUGUGUCUCAGGCCACCUUCUCCAUCAGCUUCACAGCAGGGGCCAUCUCUGGAGCUGUGGCUGCCAUCGUGACCCUACCUUUUGACGUGGUGAAGACACGAAGACAGAUCCAACUGGGAGAGAUGGAGACACUGGGAGUCCUUGUGAAGAAUCCCACAUCCACAUGGCAUAUCAUGAGGGGAAUUUGGGCUGAAUCGGGAUACAGGGGUCUCUUUGCAGGUUUCCUACCCAGGGUGAUCAAAGUUGCCCCAGCCUGUGCUGUCAUGAUCAGCACCUAUGAGUUUGGGAAGAUCUUCUUCCAGAAGAUGAACCUUGACCGGGAGCAACAGGCCUGCUGAGGGGCUGUGUGUGUGGAGAAGCAGGGUUGGCUACCUUCUUCUGUGGCAGAAUGGGAAGAGACUGUUCGCAGCUGCCAAUGCACGCUCACAUGCACGCUGUGCAAGACUGCUCCUGGUUAAGACUUUGCACCUAGAAACCUGAGCUUCAAAUCACCCCGGAGGAGUCUCUGUCUCUCAAUUCAGACAAAGGCAAAGACAUGAGGAAUGGGCUUUUUUUGUCUGUUUUCUAGCCCUUUCUAUUGGCCCACAGGGAGGCUACUCCUACAACUGUGAACACUGUCAUACGUGUAUCCAUGAAUGUGUCCAUUAGUUAAAUUCAGAACUGUGGGGGAAUGGCCCUGUGACCUCAGGCUUAUUCAGGCUUUAGCAUGCUUUCCUUGCACACAAAGUGUUCAUCUUUGCUAGUACAGCCCCCUGCUGUUCAUACCUGGGAGAACACUUCUAACAACAACCCUAAAAAAAAACUGCAUGCAAAGUAAUCCAUUCAAUCAAGACCUUCCCUUCAACUACUAGCCCAGACCAAAUGCAUGGCUGAGCUGGGAUCAGUGGAUUUUCUUCAUGUAGCAUUCUCUCAUAUUGAUUUGUCAUCUGACCAAUGGUAGCCUACUAUUCGAUGUCCAUUUUUGUGAUGGGAAUAAAUACAAUACUUAUGUAGGUGGGUUACCAUUGCUCAUUCCCCUAGGAUGAGAACUAGGUUUUAUGAGUUAAUUUGGUACAUGUUAUUCAAUUAAAUACUUCAGACAAAACAGCUGACAAAUUGACUAUGCUGUCUACAAGGGGUUGACAUACUUAAAAAAAAAAAUUGCAUGAUUGAAUGUAUGCAGGUUUUCUGUUGAUCCAUUUCAGAACUGGGCUGAGUCAAUAUAGUUUUUUUGAAGAACUUUCGUUAGAUUAUUUUUUUAGCAUUUCAGAAAGAUCUGGAGUUCUACUAACUAGGCUACUGGAUUGAACUGAGUUGUUGCCUUGAUCUUCAAUUUGUGUGUUUAUUAUUUCUUGUGUACCUUACAUGGAUGUAUAGACUGUUUUAUAUGCGGUGACUGGUUUUACUGUUGUUUUUAUUCAAUCAGAGGGAUAUAGAUAAUAUAACAGAACGCCUAAUUGGAUUCAAAGACCUUUUUUAUUUCACCUUUAUUUAACCAGGAGGCUAGUUGAGAACAAGUUGAGAUGGACAGUUUAAAAUUAAAAAGGUGUUGCACCAAUCACAAGA